Messenger RNA from Rana temporaria (common frog), 694 nucleotides. RefSeq names its product keratin, type I cytoskeletal 10-like. The coding region runs from base 87 to 392 and encodes 101 amino acids. The record is from RefSeq and is a predicted model, not a curated record. The transcript is spliced from 2 exons. NCBI's taxonomy places the organism in Eukaryota, Metazoa, Chordata, Amphibia, Anura, Ranidae.
AGGUGAACGGCUCAUCUCGUGUUGGUAAAAUUAAAAAAGAAAAUGUGAGAAAUGCCUCCCAUUACGUCUUCCAGUUCGAAUCAAACAUGAAAGCCGCUCUGAAAUGUCUCUUCCUGAGCGCCUUCCUGUACAUGGAUUUCUUUAUGUAUGAGAACCUUGGAUUGGAUCUUUCAACCGGCAAUAACCGAUGGUUCAUUCCUCCAAGUCCACACAGUGGAAGCGCCUGGUUUGGUGGAUCCUGGAGGGGAGGAGACUGGGGUGGAGACUGUGGGGGAGGAGACUUUGGUGGAGCAGACUUUGGUGGAGGAGAUUUUGGAGGAGGAGAUUUUGGAGGAGGAGAUUGUGGAGGAGGAGAUUGCGGUGGAGGAGGAGACUGCGGGGGUUGUGACUAAUGAUGUGAGAAACAUUAUUUGCUUGGUUCGGUUAAGUUUAUUACGAUAAGUCAUACACAGAGGAUCGAAAUAUAGAUUAAAAUGAACAGGAUUCAGUACCUAUAUAUUUUCUAACUCAAGCAUGCCAAAUCCAAUUGGAACCAAGUGCUAAACUCAAUAGGAUAACCACAACUGGCUACACAUGGCUAAUUGCAAAACUACCAACACACUGUACAAUUUAACCAUUCCAUUAUAAGUUUUAAAAUAAUAAACUUUCAUUGCUGACAUUUACUAUGAAGGCAUAGCUCCCAACUGUCCCUGAU